Messenger RNA from Arachis stenosperma, 723 nucleotides. Its product is annotated as serine/threonine-protein phosphatase 7 long form homolog. The record is from RefSeq and is a predicted model, not a curated record. Gene Ontology annotation, biological process: meristem maintenance; meristem development. Bases 1 to 723 code for a protein of 240 amino acids. The transcript has 3 exons. Lineage: Eukaryota; Viridiplantae; Streptophyta; Magnoliopsida; Fabales; Fabaceae.
AUGAUCCUUGGUCUUUCGACGGACGGUCUUCCAGUCACAGGGAUGACUGUCAGCAGUUUUGAAGCCUUAGAGGCGGAGUGUUUGCACCAAUUUGGGGUUGCACCGAGAAAAUCAAAAUGUAGAGGAAGCGGUAUAAAGCUGACGUGGCUACAGGAUCUAAAAGAACGGUUACAGUUGAUUGAUGAAGAAAGUAUACAGAGGUACGUGAAGUGUCACAUUAUGUUGUUGAUCGGUACGAUAUUGUUAGGAGACAAGUCUGGGGCAUCUGUGCACUGGAAGUUUCUUCCUUUACUUCGUGAUUUUGGCAGUAUCGUACAGUUUAGUUGGGGAUCGGCUUGCCUCGCACAUCUGUACAGGGCGUUAUGCAGGACAUCUCGUUUUGAAUGUAAAGAGAUCGACGGUUCACUAACACUGCUGCUCGUUUGGGCCUGGAUUCGCCUGCCAUUUCUAGCGCCGGUUCUUAGGGAACCCCGUAGUUUUCUGCUUGUAAACAGUGUUAUCGUUAUCAUUUACUCCGUAUCUUCAUAUUUAGAAUCCAGUUCUGUUAAUGAAUUAAGCGAUAUUAGGUGGCGUAACUGGGAGCGUGGAGACCGACGCUUUAGGCAUAUGAAACUUGCUCACUUUAGGAAGACUUUGGAUGAUCUUCAGGAAGGUCAGGAGGGGUCAGCCUCAACCAACGGCUUUAUUGCUUCUGCAAUUGUGUUAGAAUCCAGUUUCGAAUGA